Messenger RNA from Oryza sativa Japonica Group (Japanese rice), 1925 nucleotides. RefSeq lists its product as uncharacterized. NCBI's taxonomy places the organism in Eukaryota, Viridiplantae, Streptophyta, Magnoliopsida, Poales, Poaceae. The record is from RefSeq and is a predicted model, not a curated record.
AUUCCAGCACAGAUGUACUCAAGGACCUUUCACUGUCCCAUUGUGAAUCAAUUGAACUCCCCUCUUCACCACACAGAUUUAUGCUCUUCACAAGUCACAAUCGCAGUAUGUUUGAAGCACUAGUUUCAAGCAGCUUGGUGAGGCUAGGGUAAUCGACAAGAACAUCCUGAUGUCUGAAGUAGUUGCUUCUGCGGUAGUCAGCGAGGCUGUGAGCAGGAUCUCCACCUUCUUCAUCGACAAGCAUAAAUGGAAAUUAAGCGAGGAAGAUGGCAUGGAGAGGCUGGAGAUUGCACACAUCAGAAUGGAGGCAGCCCUCGAGAUAUCCAGCAGGUGGCCUCGGGUCACAGACGCCUCGCUCCUGCGUUGGAGGAAGAAGCUAAAGCGCACAUCCGAUGAGUGCAGCCAAAUCAUGGACAGAUGCAAGCGCCGUGCCAUGGAAGACGAUGAGAUGGAACAGGAGGUCAGGCAGUGCGCCUUCCCUAAACGGAUCGCCCAUGCCACAAAAUCGUUCAUAUCAUCUUUCACUGGCCAGAAGAAAGUUGAUAGCCUGAUCACCACUUCAACCAUUCAGAGGUUUGAAAGGUUUGCCAAUGGUGCCGGCGAGUUCCUGAGAUUCAUGGAGUUCGGCAGCAUAGGCAGGAUAAACUAUAUGCCUGUUGAUCCUCUCACUGGGCACCUUCGUGCAGGCAAAGCUCUACAGUAUGAAAAUUCUCAUGGAAAUCAGUACUACCUAGCAGCACGGCCAAUGCGUUUUGCAGAGCGAGGACAAGAAGCCGGGGUAUUGCUUCGGUACCAAAACCAUGAGAGGCCAGAGGAAAACUUCAUUCUUGGAAUUAUGCUACGCUUGGCAGCAAGCACAAAUGUGACUGCAAUUGUAGCUAGUUGCUUGGAGUUGCUACCACCCAAUUUCAAGUCUGUUGCUGAAGCUGCAAAGCAGGAGCUCACUCAGUUGCACCAGCGAGGCUUCUACUGCUUCCCGUUUGUGGAUUCUACUGAUCCAGAGUACUGGAGCAUCCACCAUGCUGAGACUCACCGUGCUCGACCAAACUCAGCAUGCUGCGACUGCGAAGAACACGAGCACCAUGGUCGAAGCAGAAGCAGUGACAUGGUUGAGCCGUCAGGUGCAUUCCCGGAGCCGGUGAUCAAACUGGCCGUGCAGCGCUAUGUCUCUACGAGCCAGAGACAGAAGCAAUCAUCGUCUUCAUCGUCAUCUGGUUUUUCUGGAAAUUCGGGGCCACCUCUGCUUCAGCUGACGGCCGUCUUCGCGCCACACGCGUCACCAGAGCAGCUGCUGUCCGGGGCUGAGAGCGUCACGGUUGUGGCGAUCGAUGGGAGGGAGGAGCAACCCGUGCACACCAAUGUUGGAUUGCAUGAGUUGGAGGAGUUGCUGCUGCCAAACGCCGUCAAUCACCUGUGCCACGAGGCGGUGGAUGAAUCGUCGGCGCACGAGGUGUUCUGGAGGUCUUGCCAUGGUGUUGCUUACCUCUGCAUGGAGAAUGUGGUAACAGAGAUGGCAGGGUGCAGGCCGACUCAUUGGCCGCGCUCAGCUCUGGUGCGGCAACGAAGACGGCGUGGUGGCUGGUGGCUUGUGGCGGCGCCCCAGCGGGAGGGCCGGAAGAGGGGAGUGCGAGCGCCCAACCAUCGACUUAUGAGAGAGAGCUACAUGUAAAAUUCAGUUUUGGUGUGGUACAGCGGCAGAAGGGGGAGUGUGUACAUGGAGACCUAUAUGUUGAAAACAAAUCCUACAGGGGUUUAUUUCCAAAAAUAUUUAUCUUUAGCUAGCCUUUCUGGAAGAUUGGUCAGUCAGCAUUCAGUAUUGACUAUUGACGAUUGGUCAGUCAAAGUGGGCAGAAACCAACUGGAGAACAGACUAGAGCACUAACCAAACUUGAAAGAGAACCACCUUUGGUUUGCUCGAUUCUCUA